AUGACUCAAUCUGACGUUAAUGGACUGAAGGGCUGUCCAAUAGAAAUUCUGUCUUUCUGUAUAUAUAUCUUGAUCAAUUUCACUACUACUACUACUACUACUACUACUACUACUACUACUACUACUACUACUACUACUACUACUACUACUACUACUACUACUACUACUACUACUACUACUACUACUACUACUACUACUACUACUACUACUACUCACACUACUACUACUACUACUCACACUACUACUACUACUCACACUACUACUACUACUACUCACACUACUACUACUACUACUACUACUACUCUUUCUUCCAGGUAUUGUCAUCAACUGGAGUUAAGAUGCAGUCAUAGGUUUAUUGACCGGUGA
Molecule: messenger RNA, 366 nt
Organism: Heterobilharzia americana
Lineage: Eukaryota; Metazoa; Platyhelminthes; Trematoda; Strigeidida; Schistosomatidae
Source: the annotation of a GenBank genome assembly